GUAAGUGCUUCUUAUUGACUGAGCCAUCUCUCCAUCUCCUCUGUCUUAUUUUUUUAAAUAAACGUAUAUAAUUUUAAGUCUGGGUGUUUUAUAUCAUAUAUGUAUAUAUGCACUGCCUACAGAGCCCAGAGGAGGGCAUCAUAUCUCCUGAAACUGGAGUUGUAGACAGUUGUGAGCAGCCGCACGGAUGCUAGGAACCAAACCUAGGUUCUCUGGAAGAGUAACCGUUGCUCUCAACCACUGAGUCAACUCCUCAGUCCUUUAUUUAAGAGUCCUCAGUACUCUUAAAAACAAAGAUUUAAAAUCCACUGGGUCCACUUCAUGCUGCCUGUAUGAUCAUGGGUGUGGGACCAUCUACUGGAACACGAGUCUAUUAAUAUCCAAGUCUAUCCCAAACAAUAAGGAAUCUGUUCUUUUUUUAAAAUUUAUUUAUGUUUUACUUUGUAUGUGUGUGUGUGGCUGAGAGAAUGUGUGUGCAUCGAUGAGCCUAGGUGCCCAUGCCCAAGGAGGCUAGAAGGGGCCAUCAGGUCCCCUGGGAGUUAACACACAAUUAUGAGCUCCCUGAUGUGGGUGCUAGGAACUAAACACAGGCCUCUGCAAGAACAGUAAGUGCCCUUACUGCGGAUCCAUCUUUCUAGUCUCCAAGAAAUCAGCUCCUUAAUUAUAAUUAAAUGACAUAAAAGGAGCCUUGAAAACAAAGAGAGAACAUAUUCCAAAUAUCAUUCCUGUUUCUUUCUGUUUUAUACACAAAAACAUAUUUUUUUUGGCAGCUUUAGGAUAAGGCUUUGGCCUGCCACUCCCAUCACAAGCAGUUCAGAGAUAGGGAAGGCCAGCUGCAAAGAGUAAUCUUGUCCCGGUCUUGUGCACAACACGAUAUUUUACCCAGGCGCACACACGUCUAAACAAAGUAAAACAUAAAUGAGUUAAAAAAAAGAGAACCGAUUCCUUGUUGCUUGGGAUAGCCUUGGGUAUUGAUAGACUCAGAAAAAUACCAGUGUGUUGGGCUAUCCUAAGAUUUCUUCAGUAGUAGGAAAUACCAUCUCUUGAAGGAAAGACACUUUUUAAAGGGUUUUUUUUCCCUCCUUCUAUUGAUUGAUUGGUCUAGAAUUUCUAUGGAAUAUAUUCCCACAGCUAAAAUAUGCUCCAGCAUUCAAUGAGGAAACCAUUUACAUUAUUAGACGCUUAAAAUGAUAAAUAAGAUUAAAAUUUAUUUUUUUCAAAUAGCUGAAUGUGAAUAUUACCCUUUCAGUAAAAGGAACAAAGAUAACAGAGAAUGUUUACGUGUGACUUCUGAGUUUAGAAAACGCUUGUUGGAUUAUUGCUAGGUCCAUUUUAGGGAUAUCACUACAUUACAGUUCUCCAAAGAAGCAGGUUAUCUAUCAUUAUAUAAUUACAUUAUAUAAAAUUACAGAAAGAUAUUUACUAACAGGCUCACAGUAUCGGGGUCUGGAAAGUUCAGCAAGGGCCAUCUGUUAGUCAGAAAGGCAGAGAACUGAGCUUCUCUUCUGUCAGAAGUUGGAAGUCUCAGGGGCACCGAAGAUGCAGUCCUGAUCCAAGGCUGAGGAAGGGAGCUGAGGGGAAUCAGUGGUGCGAGUCUGUGACAAAGGGUCGAAGAAGCUGGACUCACGCUGUCUGGCAAGGGCAGCUACAAUAGACCCGGAUCAAGUGUGCAUCCAGACUUCGAAGGAAAGCCCGUGAAUCUGGCUACGCAUGGCACAGAGUGAAGGUCGAUAGUAAGAGGGCAAAAUUUAGAUUUGGUAGAGAAGCGGCAGUGGAGACUCCAGGAUGUUGGAAGCGCCAGGAACAUGGGACAUUUGCUGAGGGAAGCCAAGCACAGAGUGGAGCCAGCCUAAAGAAAAGCCUGCUGGCUGCAAUCGUCAAGACCGCAGGAGUCAGGGCACCAUGUGCCCAGUGAUAAAGAACUGUAGGAUUUAGUGCUAGUCUCGCUGGGGUUAGGUCUUGCUUUCUUCCAUUGCUGCCCUGCCGUUCUUCCUAGCCCUCCCUUUUGGAAUGUGGGAUGUGGGAAACACAUUCUCUGCCAUUCUGUGUAAUGCUAAUUUUGAUAUUAUAUAUUUCGGAUUUGGACUUUGGAAAAAUGCCAGCUCGUUUCUGACUCUGAGGAUUUUUGGAGAUAGACUCCUUGGGAUUGGACCUUACCCUGACCACAUCUUGUUUCUUUUUUUGUUCUUCCUGGCUGCCGUGCCAUGAACCCCUCUGCCUUGUUCUUCCUGGCUGCCGUGCCAUGUACUCCUCUUUCUGCCACAAAGCGGGAAUGCCUCUGAAACUGUCCGCUGUUCCUCCCGGAAGUGUUCCAGUCAGAUAUUCUGUCUGUCAUAGUAUCGUUUGCCUCAUGACUAACGUUGCCUGUUGGUAAUUCCGGACCUCACAGCUGAAGUAACUAGCGGUGUUUGUGGUUCCGGGCCUCCUAGCUUUGCCCUUCAUACCCAGUAUUGCCUUGGCUUCUGCUAGGUUACUUUACCGGCCCUGACCUACCACGAUCUGACUCUGGGACCAAAAGGAUAUGAGGGGCGCCUUUGGCACCAAUAAAGAGCUGUCUGAGACAACGGUCUCAAAACUGCCACCCGGCAUCACUACAUUUCCAGAGUCAUCCUGGCUCACAGUCAGCCAGUUGAUGGGCAUUUGGAAUAAACAAAAGUUUGAUGUCACGAGAGCUCGUACUUUUCCAUUCCCCGGCUCAGGUCCAUUCCUGACAAAAAGUGAACUUGGCCGGAUCAGGAAUCUGGAAUCAGGAAAUCUGUUCCUGGGAGGGACAAGGGAAGUUUCAAGACCUCGAUGACGUCAUGGGGAGCUCGAGACGGCAAAUCUCGCUCUGUGGACCUUCUGCGCUACGGCUCUUGGCCACACAGCUCUUCAUCCACAGUACAGCAGGAGAAGGCCCACACCUUCUCUUCCCUGGGCUGACGACUCAAGCUGCUCUGAGAAAAGCCGCUUCUCUUCUUGGGAGACCGCCAGAUGGAAAGUUGCCUGCGACCUCUGGCUUCCUAUUGUUCAGGACAGACGAAGAGCUGCACUAUGGAGAGCUCAUCCGGCCUGUGCAGAAGAGGUGUCUGAUUCGUUUGUUCCAAGGACAGGUUGCUGGCUCUCACCCUUAUGUUAAUAAGAGGUGAGCUUCUGUAUUGUCGCAGGCUCCACUGGAAAUGCAGCAAGGAUUCCUAGCACAUCCCGGUUGCCAUAGCAACAGCAGCCUUUCCCAUAAUGAGCUGCAUCAUCUGAACUGAUGUCACAGCAUCAUGCAGCAGGUCAAACAAGGCAUCUCCUAGUAUUGCAUCCUACAGAUGUGCUGUAAACAUCAAAAGAAGACGUCGGGAGCAGGAGAUGCUGUUUUGGAAAGAAGUAAGGCUUAGAUUUCUCCAUGUUAACCAUGAGCGUGACGCUUUCCCCACUGAGGUCACAGGACCCGGAUCCCAUGGCCACUGAUGCCUCGCCCAUGGCCAUCAACAUGACCCCUACUGUGGAGCAGGAAGAAGGAGAGGGAGAAGAGGCCAUGAAGGACAUAGAUGCUGAGCCACAGUACGGGAAGCCACCCCCACUGCACACAGUAGCCGACUGGAAGAUCGUCCUGCACUUGCCUGAGAUCGAGACCUGGCUCCGGAUGACCUCAGAGAGGGUCCGUGACCUAACCUACUCGGUCCAGCAGGAUGCAGACAGCAAGCAUGUGGACGUGCAUCUAGUCCAGCUCAAGGACAUUUGUGAAGAUAUUUCCGACCACGUCGAGCAGAUCCAUGCCCUCCUUGAGACGGAGUUCUCCCUGAAGUUGCUGUCUUAUUCGGUCAAUGUCAUUGUAGACAUCCACGCCGUCCAGCUGCUCUGGCACCAGCUCCGAGUGUCCGUGCUGGUCCUCCGGGAGCGCAUCCUGCAAGGGCUGCAGGAUGCCAAUGGCAACUACACCAGGCAGACCGACAUUCUGCAAGCGUUCUCCGAGGAGACAAAGGAGGGCCGGCUUGAUUCUCUUACAGAAGUGGAUGACUCAGGGCAGCUAACUAUCAAGUGUUCUCAGAAUUACUUGUCUCUGGACUGCGGUAUCACUGCGUUUGAACUGUCUGACUACAGUCCAAGUGAGGAUCUGCUUGGUGGCCUGGGUGACAUGACCUCUAGCCAGGCCAAAACAAAACCUUUUGACUCUUGGAGCUACAGCGAGAUGGAAAAGGAGUUCCCGGAACUUAUUCGAAGUGUUGGGUUGCUUACUGUGGCCGCUGACCCUGUUCCUUCCAGCUGUGAGGCUGCCAGUGAGGACGCACCUCAAGAGCCUCUUUCAGAAGAGAAUAAAGGUGAGCAGGAGGAACACAGUGCUUCAACAUCUGGAGAGCAGCCGGGCUCAACGUCAGGGAUGCCGUCCUUAGGAGACGCGCUGACAAACGCGGUGGAACACCCUUCGGAGACCGCAAAGCAAGACCCCAGUUCCUCCCCGCAGCUGGGUGCAAAGAAAACCCAGCCUGUUCCUUGUGAAAUUAUGACUCCCAAGAGAUCCAUUCGCGAUUGCUUUAAUUAUAACGAGGACUCUCCUACACAGCCCACGCGGCCCAAAAGAGGGCUUUUCCUCAAAGAAACUCGCGUGAGUGAGCGGAAAGGCAGUGAUGGCAAGAGGCAGCUGGUUGACCUGAAUCCAGAGUUGAGCAGAAGCACCCCUUCCCUGGUGGACCCCCCUGACAGAUCCAAGCUCUGCUUAAUAUUACAGUCUUCCUAUCCCAGCAGCCCUUCGGCUGCCAGCCAGUCCUAUGAAUGUUUGCACAAGGUAGGGAUUGGCAAUCUUGAAAACAUAGUCAGAAGUCAUAUUAAAGAAAUUUCUUCCAGUUUGGGAAGGCUUACUGACUGUCAUAAAGAGAAAUCUCGACUGAAAAAGCCACACAAGACCUUGGCAGAGGUGCCUCUGUGCCGAACCCCUAAACGAGGUACUGGUUCGGAAACGCAAGCCCAAACCACCAGGGGCUCAGCAGUGCCGAGUGCGGUGCCUCCUGGGGCUCCCAAGGACAUGGUGAGGCCAGAAACGGAUUCUGCGUCAACAUCCUCCUUCGAGCUGCCCCAUCAGAGAAACUGGAGCCGGCUCUUGCCAGCGCAGUCCGAGGUCUCCAGCUCAUCCCGUUGCAGUCACAGCAGCGAGUCCUCUGUUGGGUCCGACAGCAGCAGAGCUCCGGCUCAUCUUCUUUCAGAGACCGAAAGCCAAAAAGAUGGCUCUCCUGUUCCAAGUCACAUCACCCAGAACAGUCAGGAGGAGGAGGCCUGGUACGGCUCUGAUGAAUACCUGGCGCUACCGUCCCACCUGAAACAGACAGAGGUGCUGGCCCUGAAGCUGGAAUCUCUCACCAAGCUUUUGCCUCCGAAACCCAGAGGAGAGACGGUCCAGAACAUCGACGACUGGGAACUGUCCGAAAUGAACUCUGACUCGGAAAUCUAUCCAACAUACCACAGCAGGAGAAAACACACAAGGCUGGGCAGGGUGUCCCCAAGCUCAUCCAGCGACAUAGCUUCUUCUCUCGGGGAGAGCAUCGAGUCCGGGCCCCUGAGUGACAUUCUUUCCGAUGAGGACUUAUGCGUGCCCCUCUCCUGCAUGAAAAAAUACGCGGAUGAGAAAUCAGAGAGGCCUUCGUCCUCUGAGAAGAACGAGAGCCAUUCUGCUACAAAAUCAGCUUUAAUUCAGAAGCUCAUGCAAGAUAUUCAACACCAAGACAACUAUGAAGCCAUUUGGGAAAGAAUAGAGGGCUUUGUGAACAAGCUGGACGAGUUCAUCCAGUGGCUACAUGAAGCUAUGGAGACCACGGAGAACUGGACUCCUCCUAAAGCAGAGACGGAUAGCCUUCGUCUGUACCUGGAGACACACUUGAGUUUCAAGUUGAACGUGGACAGUCACUGUGCUCUCAAGGAAGCCGUGGAGGAGGAAGGACACCAACUCCUGGAGCUCAUUGCAGCGCACAAAGCAGAAGGACUGAAGGACAUGCUGAAGAUGAUUGCAAGUCAAUGGAAGGAGCUGCAGAGGCAAAUCAAACGGCAGCACAGCUGGAUUCUCAAGGCUCUGGACACCAUCAAAGCGGAGAUACUGGCUACUGAUGUGUCUGCGGAGGACGAGGAGGGGAUGGGGAGCCCCAAGGCUGAGGUGCAGCUCUGCUACCUGGAAGCACAGAGAGAUGCGGUCGAGCAGAUGUCUCUCAAGCUGUACAGCGAGCAGUACUCCAGCGGCAGCAAGAGAAAGGAAGAGUUCGCGGACAUGUCCAAGACGCACUCGGUGGGAAGCAAUGGGCUUCUGGACUUUGAUUCAGAAUAUCAGGAGCUCUGGGAUUGGCUGAUUGACAUGGAGUCCCUCGUGAUGGACAGCCACGACCUGAUGAUGUCGGAGGAGCAGCAGCAGCACCUGUACAAGCGGUACAGCGUGGAAAUGUCUAUCAGGCACCCGAAAAAGACAGAGCUACUGAGCAAGGUUGAAGCUUUGCGGAAAGGUGGCGUCUCUCUACCAAAUGAUCUCCUGGAAAAAGUGGAUUCAAUUAAUGAAAAAUGGGAGCUACUUGGGAAAACCCUAAGAGAGAAGAUACAGGAUCCAGCGGCAGGGCAGGGUGCAUCAGGCCCACGUGACCUGCUGUCUCCAGAGAGUGGAAGCCUGGUAAGGCAGCUGGAGGUCAGGAUCAAAGAACUGAAGAGGUGGCUAAGAGAUACGGAGCUUCUCAUCUUCAAUUCCUGUCUGAGACAAGAGAAGGAAGGAAUGAGUGCCGAGAAACAACUCCAAUACUUUAAGUCCCUCUGUCAUGAGAUCAAGCAGCGUCGUCGAGGGGUGGCCUCCAUUCUGCGGCUGUGCCAGCACCUUCUGGAUGACCGCGACACCUGCAAUCUGAAUGCCGACCACCAGCCCAUGCAGCUGAUCAUUGUAAACCUCGAAAGAAGGUGGGAAGCCAUUGUCAUGCAAGCUGUCCAGUGGCAAACGCGGCUGCAAAAGAAGAUGGGGAAAGAACCCGAGACUUUGAAUGUGAUUGACCCUGGCUUGAUGGACCUGAAUGGAAUGAGUGAAGACGCCCUGGAGUGGGAUGAGACAGAUAUAAGUAACAAGCUAAUUAGUUUGCAUGAAGAAUCAAAUGACCUUGAUCAAGACCCAGAGCCUGUCAUACCUUCAGUGAAUCUUGAAGAGACACGCCACCAGGACCCUGGCUAUGAGGAGGAGGCAGGUGACUGUGGGUCCCAGUAUACCUCAAACAUCACCGCACCUUCCAGUCCACACGUUUACCAAGUGUACAGUCUUCACAACGUUGAACUCCACAAGGACAGCCACACUCCAUUUCUGAAAAGUAGCCCAAAGCUUCCAGGCACAGCACAGCCUGGUGUUUUAACUAAGAGCCUCAGUACAGACUCUUCAUUUUCAUCCACAAAAUCGUUGCCGGACCUUUUGGGGGGCACCAGUUUGGUGAGGCCUUGCCCAUGUCACAGUGGAGACGUGAGCCAGAAUUCGGGCAGCGAGAGUGGAAUUGUCAGCGAAGGAGACAAUGAGAUGCUUACCAACUCUGAAAUGUGUUUGUUCGGGAUGGUGGAUGGGUCCCCAAGUAACCCUGAAACUGAACAUCUGGACCCACAAAUGGGAGAUGCAGUCAACGUGUUAAAGCAAAAAUUUAAAGACGAGGACGAAUGCAUUAAGCUUCCAAAUAUCUCUCAGUCCUCCAUCUCACCAGCGGGUUGUGUAAAUGGAAAAGCUGGAGAUUUAAAUAGCGGUACCAAACACACCACCGAUUGUUUAGGAGAAGAAUUACAAGGAAAACAUGACGUGUUUACAUUUUAUGAUUACUCAUACCUCCAAGGCUCAAAACUCAAAUUACCAAUGAUAAUGAAACAGUCACAGAGUGAGAAGGCACAUGUGGAGGAUCCCCUUCUUUGUGGUUUUUAUUUUGAUAAAAAAUCCUGCAGAUCUAAACAUCAGGCUCCGGAGUUACAACCAGAUGCGCCUCCCCACGAGAGGAUUUUGGCAAGUGCGCCCCACGAAAUGGGUCGCAGCUCAUAUAAAAGCGGUGACAAAGAGAAGAUGCUGGCGGGCAUUCAGAAUGCCAGGCAGCUCUCCCUCGUCUCUCGUAGCUCAUCGGUAGAGUCCCUUUCUCCGGGGGGUGACUUGUUUGGGUUAGGUGUCUUUAAAAAUGGCAGCGACAGCCUCCAGCGGAGCUCUUCUUUAGAGAGCUGGUGGACAUCCUAUAAGAGCAACGAAGAUCUUUUCAGCUGUCACAGUUCUGGGGACAUAAGCGUGAGCAGCGGCUCAGGAGGGGAGCUGAGCAAGAGGACAUUAGACCUCCUGAAUCGCCUGGAGAAUAUCCAGAGCCCCUCGGAGCAAAAGAUAAAGCGAAGUGUUUCUGAUAUCACCCUCCAGAGCAGUUUCCAAAGGAUGUCUUUUACUGGCCAGACGUCACUGGAUGUCGCAUCGUCUCUCAAUGAGGAUUCCGCAGCAUCUCUGACAGAACUGAGUAGUAGUGAUGAGCUCUCCCUUUGUUCAGAGGAUAUCGUGUUACACAAAAACAAGGUCCCGGAGUCCAAUGCAUCGUUCAGGAAGCGCCUGAACCGCUCGGUGGCUGACGAAAGCGACGUCAACGUUAGCAUGAUUGUCAAUGUCUCUUGCACCUCUGCUUGCACGGACGAUGAAGAUGACAGUGACCUCCUCUCGAGCUCCACUCUCACCUUGACUGAAGAAGAGCUGUGCCUCAAAGACGACGACGAUGACUCCAGUAUUGCAACAGACGAUGAAAUUUAUGAAGAAAGCCACCUGAUGUCUGGGCUGGACUACAUCAAGAAAGAACUGCAGACUUGGAUAAGACCGAAAUUGUCCUUGGCCAGAGAAAAGAAGCGGUGUGGUGCCCCUGAUGAAAUAAAGGGCAAUAAAGAUGGAGGCCAUAGUGAGAAAGUCAACCCCUCAGACACCCUGAACAUCCAGACCCUUCUGAACGGCUCCAUAAAGGGUCUCUCCGAAAACAAUGGAAACGGAAAGAAUUCGCCCAGAACUCAUGACUUAGGAACAGAGGGUGAAAACAAGAGAAAUAUUUACGAAGUUAGUAAAGAUCCACACGUGGCUGACAUGGAAAAUGGCAAUAUUGAAAGUGCUCCAGAGAGACAGAAGGAGAAGCAGAAUGGAAUCUCAGAGGCAUCGGAGAACCUUAGUUUAGAUAUGAAACAGAGUUCUGAAUCCAAGCACAGUGAGUAUAAUGCAUUGACGGACAGUUCAGAGGAUUCAUAUAUUGCUGGAAAGGAAUUCAGACCCCCAAGUGACAGACAUCCUCCACAGACAGGCCCAAAUCUCCAACAUUCUGAAAAUCAAAGUGACCCCUGCAUGCCCGAUGAGAACCCUUGCCCAGAACUGCUGUUAGGAACCAGAGUUGGAAGCAGACAAGACAGUGAUGGACUGAAAGCUUUGUCUAAUGAUGCACCAAGUGGGGCUGGAAAAUCUGCGGGUGGCUGCCUACUCGGACAAAAUGAGACAGAGGAAAGUGCUUCUGUCAGCAACAGCACUUCCUGUUGCAACUGCCAGCCAGAUGUUUCCCAUGAAAAAGAGGCUGAAGAUUGUUCAGUGCACAGCUUUGUGAAGGAAAUCAUCGACAUGGCGUCAACAGCCCUAAAAAGUAAAUCUCAACCUGAGAGCGAAGUGGCGGCUCCCACUUCACUAACUCAGAUUAAGGAGAAAGUGCUGGAGCAUUCCCAUCGGCCCAUGCCCCUGAGAAAGGGGGACUUCUACUCCUACCUAUCUCUUUCAUCCCAUGACAGUGACUGUGGGGAGGUCACCAGUUACAUAGACGAGAAGAGCAGCACUCCAUUGCCACCGGAUGCUGUGGACUUUAGCCUCGAUGACAAGGAAGACAUCGAGUGCUUCUUCGAAGCUUGUGUUGAGGAUGAUCUUGAUGAGAAAGCCGGUUUCUCUAGUCCCCUUCCAGAUGAGCCAGUAGCUCCCGAGGAAGCUGCUAUGCCAAUACAAGUGACAGCCAGCUCUGCUGUGUUCAAUACUGUUGCUCUCCCACUCAAUGAGACAGACAUGGUGGCUCUUUCAGGACCUUCCCCUCAGAAAGAAGGUGACAAUGGAAAGGAAGUGGAUGAUGCAUCCCAAACAUCCCAGGGCUCUGCAAAAAGCUCAGAGCUUACCAUGCCUUCCGGACAGCCCAGUAAAGAUGGAAGUGCAAGGAGCCAAGGUGAAUCAGGAAUGCCAGAAGACAAGAACGCUACUUCAGCCAAAUCAAAAAUUCAAGCUCUCCCAGUGAAUGCAAAACAGCCAAAAGUCAAGACCAAGCUGUAUCCCAGCCCGCAAACUUUAACCUGUAAAGAAAAGCUUGUAAACUUUCAUGAAGAUCGACAUAGAAACAUGCAUAGGUAGAAUGUAAUGCCCCCAAGCAUGGAAAUCAUCUCAUUGAAAGAGAGAGCCUUGGCUGCAGCUCAGGGCUGGCCUGAUCCACCCUGGGCUGGUCUUGGGUUCCUUCCUGCUGUCACUGUCACAUUGACUUUCUGAAGAUGACCCACCUUUCGUCUGAACGCGGUCUGUCCACGUGGGCCUUGUGAUCCGGAUGUGCGCAUCGCUUCUCUUUAGGUGACCUCUCACGUCUACAAAGCUGCUUGCUCUCCUAUGGAUUCCCGUCCCAAGCUACCUCUGCCAACCCUCCCUCUCCGGCGAGACCUCUGUUUGCCCCCCUCCCCUCCUGCCUCCCCUUUAAAGCUCUGCCGUUUACCAAAUUGGUGGUCCAUUAAACCCACUGUCUGGAAUGGCACCCCUCCCCGCCAGUGCUUGACCAAUUUGAUGUUUUGCUCUGAAAUUUUUCAUGGUAUUAUACCUAUGUUUAUGGAAAAAGCCAGUCCUUGAUUUGGUUGCAGUAUAGAGGAGACAUAUUGGUCCUUAUGACAAAAUUAAAUGACAUUUAAAAGCAUCAUUUUAAUGAUUUCUUUUUAAUAAUGAUGUAUGCAGCACUUCAAGAGACAACUCUGGUGGUGUUGUACAUUGUAAACUGGUACAUUCUGCUGUUAAGUUUGGUUUUGUUUUCUAUGCUUCUCGGGGUGGUAAUGAGAAAAACGUCAUUUUACAAACUGUGUGCCUUGCUGUCUUUCUUAUCCCAUUUAUGAAAAAGCUGCUUUCAUGGUAAUGGUAUGUUGGUCUGAGAGGCGGAAAUAGCAAGGUGAGGAUGUGUGAAUAAUUUCUGUACAUAUGUAUAAGCUAGAACAAACACUGAUGUAUGACAGUAUAAAAUGCGUUCAUGUUUGUGAUGUCCAGUGAUGUGGAGAAUAUAAGCCUUAAACCCAUUCGAUUGCAUGGUAAUUAAAAUUGGCAUAAUAAAAACGGCUUACUAGGGGAAAGGAAAAUUAAUGAUCUCUUCUACCUGUGUUCUUUACCAAAUUCUUGCAUCUGUUUCUGAAAAAAAAUAACAUGUAUCGGCUUCCAACAUAUCCAUGUGGCAGAAAAGGCUUAAGUCGCUUAAACUCCAGACUCGGCCGGAAGCCUUCAGAACUUUGAAACUCUUUCUAUUUCACUGUAAGUGAACACCCUGAAACAGCAAGUUUAAAGGCCAUUUCCCCUACAUCAAAAACCCUUUGUACUAAAUGCUUCCAUUUCUACUUGUUAAUGAUUUAAAGUUGUCUUUGGAGAGCUCUUACGUGUCCUAAUUUAUUUUAAAUAAUUAUUUGAAUGGUUUUGAUGGAUGAUAAAAAGUAUAGAAAAAAUUGACUAUUAUUUUAUAACUAUAAAUUUCAGGUGUAUUUAUUUCAUUAAGAAAAUCAGCAGAGAAAUAUUCCAUUUGUUUUUUGUUGUUGUUUUUUUUUUUUUACUUGAGAAACUGCAGCUUUUAAUUUAUAUCAUCCCUCCUACUAAAGUGCCUGGCACACAGUAGGUACUCCACAGAAUCUGCUGAAUCAGAGUGUUGAGUAGGGCAACAGGAAAUAUAUAGAGAGAGAUAAAUCUUUAUUUUGAGAUUCCUGCAUUAAAACAUACAACUAGAUAAAGGCGUGCAAAGUGAAACCACGCACCGUAUGUUAUUAGAUUUCAGAAAGGAAAGAGAACAUGGCAGAAGUAUGUAGCCACAGAAAUGACAAUCAUUCAUUCACCAGGACCACUCAUUAGCAUCUUUUGUCGAGAUUCAGGGAAUGCAGCUAGGAGCCAUGAACUGCCUUUGGAGGCUUAUCGCGGUUAGAGGCAAAAUGGCCAACCACACAGACAACACACCAUAGCGUCCUACAGGGAGAUGGGAAGGGUAGGGAAAGAGUCAUACGAGAGAGACAGCGGCAAGAAAUGGGGCAAAGAGAAAGGUUAGGAGAGAGUGGAGGUGAGAGGCGAGUGUACCAGUGGGGGUUCACUGUGAUGUGAUAGGAGAAAAGGACAAAUGGAGAAGAAUGAAAGUGUUCGCGGAGUUGAGUUGGAGCUUUGGUGUGCAGUGUACGAGGCAGACUUGUUUGUUUGGGGAUUUAUUUUAUGUUACGACUAGAACGUUAGUAUCACCACCCCAGGACCAGUUAAAUAGCACUUACCUGUAAUUUCACCGGGCCUUAAUUUUGUGUGGGUUUUGCCCCUUCUAAGCUUUCCUGCACAUAUUUUUAAGUGGAUGACUCAUUCUAGUUGUAUAGAUAUGUAGUGACUUCUUCCAAAGGAGUCUUAGGGAGACAUCUAGUUUUAGUGUGGACAAGGAUUGCAAGGGGAGAUGUUAGAUAUAAGUGCGUGGUAGGGAGCCGUGAGGAAAACCUAGCUAGACCCAAGGCAGUAAUAGGGUUUGCAGGGAUAGUAGCCCGAGAUACAAGAAAGACAAAUCCUAGAGGCGUGGACAUCUUUGGAUAUUUUUGGACCUCUAUUAGGCGUUAUUUUAUAGAUUGAGACAACCUGAAUUUCUCUUGGUCAGUAAUUGAUACCGUCUGUGUUCAUUGGGAAGCUCUUCAAAGAUUAAUGGACCAUGGUGUACUGUUUGCCUUUUAUGUAGCCACGAAGACUCGGGAUUUGAAAGUAUUUAUUAAUUAUCUACUUAACAUUAACACCAAUUUUUUUAGGUUGACUUUUGCACUUAUUAAUGCCUUUUCCAGCGAGAGGGGAUGGAAGAGCCUCAGCCUCACACCCGUGUAGAUGCUACCUUCCCAGUUACCCUUGAAACCAGCCCAUCUGGUUUGUAUUAACUCAGACAACUAUCUACACAUGGCCCACGAUAAUGGUUUGCUGUUUGGUAAAGCAAAGUGUUCCUCCUCUGGGUAUGUGUUUCUGUUAGAAUAUGCUUUCGUGGGUUGCUAGAGUCCACAGGGUGUCCCUUCCCGUCCCCCUCUUAGUUUCACUCAUUGGUCCUAUGUCUGCUGCAGAGUCAGCAGCCCACAGGACUCCUGUUCCCUCUGUCCGGGGUCGCCCUGCCGGUCUCUCCUAAGCACUGUUCCUCUGACUGCCCUUCAUAUGUCAUGAUUUCAGGUCCGUUUCAACCCAACUGAAUGUUAACAGACGGAACCCUUGCAGUCAAGGGGCUGUCUUCAUCAUACAUGUAGAGAAGCGUCUCGACGAUUAAGUGCUAAGUUUUCUCUAAAAUAUAUUCAAGAUAUAUGUUUAUUCUAUUAUUGUAAAUUUCAAUAAAUAAACAAAUAAACAAGUGAAUAAAAGAAGAAUCCAUGACUUC
Messenger RNA from Myodes glareolus (Bank vole), 13577 nucleotides. RefSeq names its product A-kinase anchoring protein 6 (gene Akap6). NCBI's taxonomy places the organism in Eukaryota, Metazoa, Chordata, Mammalia, Rodentia, Cricetidae. Gene Ontology annotation, molecular function: protein kinase A binding; transmembrane transporter binding. The record is from RefSeq and is a predicted model, not a curated record. Gene Ontology annotation, cellular component: sarcoplasmic reticulum; perinuclear region of cytoplasm.